Messenger RNA from Paramisgurnus dabryanus, 708 nucleotides. RefSeq names its product neurexophilin-1. Gene Ontology annotation, molecular function: signaling receptor binding. The record is from RefSeq and is a predicted model, not a curated record. Lineage: Eukaryota; Metazoa; Chordata; Actinopteri; Cypriniformes; Cobitidae.
AUGAAUGACGACGAAUCGACCGAAGGAAAAAGUCCUUCAAACCCCCAGUAUCCACAAAUGGACGGCUCGAGGACUAAAUGUGCUGACUUAGACCCAAUGACAAGUCCUGACUCUACCCUCUCCGAUGAUCUCCAUCCAUGUCCUGAGCAGGAGAUCUGGAGCCCUAACCUGACCGAGACGCACCCAUCCGGCCAGCAAUCCAGAAAACGGCUUACAAUGAAAAGCGUUAAAGCUAAGAAAAUGUUCGGUUGGGGAGAUUUCCAGUGCACUGUGAGGACGGCGAGCCUUAACCUACUGAUCAAAGGGAAGAUCGUAGAUCACGGCAAUGGAACGUUCAGUGUUUAUUUCCAAUACAACAUGACCGGUGGAGGGAACGUAUCCGUAGGCCUGGUUCCUCCGACCAAAGAGGUGGAAUUUAAUGGGACGACACAACAAUCAGUUGUGCACUCUGUGGAGUCUCGAAUGUUUAACUGCCGAGUAGAACAUGAGAGGCGGGAAAAAACUCAGAGGAGCUCACGAUGCUGGUUUGACCCUUCGCAAAGCUGCGAUCAGGACCAGACCCACAGUCAUGUCUCGUGGCUCUGUUCCAAACCGUUUAAAGUCAUCUGCGUCUAUGUAUACUUCAACAGCCUGGACUACAAACUGGUGCAGAAAGUCUGUCCUGACUACAACUACCAUAGUGAAUCUCCAUACUUUCCUACUGGAUAA